Molecule: messenger RNA, 3790 nt
Organism: Ctenocephalides felis (cat flea)
Lineage: Eukaryota; Metazoa; Arthropoda; Insecta; Siphonaptera; Pulicidae
Product: transformation/transcription domain-associated protein-like
Biological process (GO): DNA repair; regulation of DNA-templated transcription
Cellular component (GO): NuA4 histone acetyltransferase complex; SAGA complex; nucleus
Molecular function (GO): protein binding; transcription coregulator activity
Source: RefSeq, a predicted model, not a curated record
GGCAAUGUCGCAUUGCUAUCCACCAAUUGCUUUGAAACCGGCAGUUAUGAAAUAUUUGGGGAAAACUCAUAAUAUUUGGCAUCGAAUGACUCUAAAUCUGGAAGAAAUGUCAGUAGAUGAUAACAUCAAACAUAAAUCAAAGAAGAAAAAUUAGAUUGAUAUUUUAAAUUCUUUGAGUGAUAUGUAUUCUUUGCUGCAUGAGGAGGAUUUAUGGUCUGGAUUGUGGCAGAAGCACGCUCGCUAUAAAGAAACAUCUAUAGCUAUUGCAUAUGAACAACAAGGAUUUUUUGAACAAGCUCAAGGAACUUAUGAGGUAGCUAUGUCGAGACACAUACAAGAUUGUGCUUCUGGGCCAAUGGUCCCAAAUAGUCUGCGAGAAGCACAACUUUGGGAACAGCAUUGGACCAGAUGCGCUAGAGAGUUGAAUCAAUGGGACCUGUUACUUAACUAUGGCAGAAGUAAAGCUGAAAAAAAUCCUUUUCUCAUCUUAGAGAGUGCUUGGCGAGUGCCUCAGUGGGAUCUUAUGAAGGAAGCUUUGGCUCAAAGCGAGUAUAGCUGUCCAAAGGAGUCUAUAUGGCGGGUAAAUUUGUACCGAACCUACUUAGCGGUCUGCCAAACCGACGAGCCACCAGAUAAGAGACGAAACUGCCUCAAAAUGCUGGACCGAUAUGUUGAGCUUGCGCUACUUGUGCAUGCGUGAAUGGCGCGGCUACCACGAGUAGUUUCUCAUGUGCAUUUGCCAUUAUUGCAGGCUGCGCAGCAGGUAAUGGAACUACAAGAAGCGGCUAAUAUUCACCAGGGUAUGUUGGAGAUGGGUACACAAAAUGAUAUGAACGCAAUAGUUAAAACUUGGCGAAAUAGACUACCCGUGAUAGCAGACGAUAUGUCGCACUGGAGCGAUAUCUUUACCUGGCGUCAACAUCACUACCACAUUGCGAGCCAUUACGAACAAAAGAACGAGCCGAUGGAACCUGGAAUGUUGGGUGUACAUGCUAGUGCUGAGACUCUCAUACACUUCGCAAAGAUUGCACGUAAACACAAUCUUCCUGAUGUUUGUUUAGAUUCAUUGUCUCGAAUCUAUACUAUACCAAGUGUACCUAUAGUCGACUGUUUUCAGAAAAUUAGGCAGCAAGUAAAGUGUUAUCUUCAAAUGGCAUCUUAUAAUAGUAAAGCAGAAUUGCAGGGCGGGUUGGAAGUAAUUGAGUCUACACAACUCAAAUACUUUCAGACCACGGGAAAUGAAAUGAUUGCAGAACUGUAUUCAUUGAAAGGAAUGCUUCUUGCUCAAUUAGGGAGAUCUGAGGAUGCAAACAAAGCGUUCUCGUUUGCAAUAAGCACGCACGACAAACUAGUUAAGGCUUGGGCAUUGUGGGGUGAUUAUCUUGAAUCUGUAUAUUCCCGAGAUACACAAAAAAAUAUUACAAUUGGAGAAAGUGCUAUCACAUGCUAUUUACAUGCUUGUCGCAAUCAGAAUGAAUCUAAGUCUAGAAAAUAUUUAGCGAAGGUUUUGUGGAUGAUGGCCCAAGAUAAUAGCAAUGGUGUAUUAAUGGCGGCCGUUGAUAAAUAUGCAGGAAACAUUCCAUUAUUAUUAUGGCUGCCUUGGAUUCCACAACUGCUUGUUUUUCUUGUGCAAUAUAAUAAUACAGUUAUUAUGAAUUUAUUGACGCAGAUUGGCAGGAUGUUUCCACAAGCAGUGUAUUUUUUAACACGUACAAUGUACUUCACUCUAAAAAUAGAAGAGCGAGAAUGGCAUAAGUUAAACAAUCCCUCAACUCGCAGUCCUUCUACAGCUCAGCAGACACCAGUAAGCGAAGCGAUUAAAGUGUCUCCCACCACAUGGCGCUGCAUGCGAAUUAUGAACAUGCAAAAAGAAAUACAUCCAAUGGUACUUUCAUCCUUAGAGGGAAUUAUUGACCAGAUGGAUUGGUUCCGAGAGAAUGGUUAUGAAGAAGUCUUACGACAUUUACGCCAAGGGCUUGCCAAGUGUCAUGCAGUAGCUUUUGAGAAUCGUGCUGCUGUGGGUAAAGCUCGAAUCACGCCUCACACAGUAAAUUUCGUAGAAAAGCUUGCAGCAACAUUUGGAACUGGAAUUGAACAUAUCUCAAGUUCAACUCAUGCAAAAUUCCCGACAGCAGCCUCAGAAUGUCUAGCUAGAAGAGCCGAAGCAACUAAACAAGAUCCGGUAUUUCAGAAGAUGAAAGAUCAGUUUAAAAAAGAUUUUGAUUUUAGUCAGCCAAAUGCCAUGAGAUUACACAAUCUGAUUGGAAAAUUCAAGAAAUGGAUUAAAAUUUUAGAAGCCAAAACAAAAUUAUUGCCAAAGUCAUUUUUAAUAGAAGAGAAAUGCCGCUUUUUGUCCAACUUUUCAUUGAAGACAGCUGAAGUAGAGUUACCAGGAGAGUUUUUGUUACCAAGAAAUUCACAUUAUUAUGUUCGGAUCGCGCGCUUCAUGCCACGUGUUGAAAUAGUUCAGAAACAUAAUGCUGCAGCUCGAAGACUUUUUAUUAGAGGACAUAAUGGAAAAAUUUACCCGUACCUGGUUGUGAAUUAUUUAUGUUUUGGUGAUACUAGAAGAGAGGAACGAGUACUACAAUUACUAAGAAUGUUAAAUCAUUACCUCGGAAAACAAAAGGAGACUUCAAAAAGAUUUUUACAUUUCACUAUUCCAAAAGUUGUUGCUGUUUCACCACAGAUUCGUUUGGUAGAAGAUAAUCCUGCAUCGUUGUCACUACUAGAUAUAUACAAAAAAAGUUGUGCUACUACAUUGGCUAUUGAGCAUGAAGCACCAGUAGCACGAUAUUAUGAGAGAUUGGCAUCUGUUCAAGCAAGGGGUUCGCAAAUAUGCUAUGAAAUUCUUAGGGAUGUUUUUCAAGAAGUGCAAAAUUCCAUGGCUCCUAGAACUUUGCUGAAGCAUUGGGCUUUGAAAACAUUUCCAAAUGCUACGGAUUAUUGGUCUUUCCGAAAAAUGUUCACAUUACAAUUGGCGCUAUCCUGUUUUGCGGAGUACGUUCUUCAUCUGACCAGAUUGAACCCUGAUAUGAUGUACAUUCAUCAAGAUUCUGGCUUAAUGAAUAUUGCUUAUUAUAAAUUUGAUAUUGACGAAACUAAUUGCGAACUUCUUAGUAACAGGCCAGUUCCAUUUAGACUAACACCAAAUGUUGUUGAAUUUGUUUCAAAUUUUGGAAUUACUGGACCACUGACUGCAUCCAUGAUAUCUGUAGCAAGAUGUUUGACUCAUCCUACAUUUAAGGUACAAACAAUUCUAAAAACAAUAUUACGUGACGAAAUUAUAACAGCAUAUAAAAGACGUGAAGAUAAUAAAAUAAUUCAAGAAAGAAACAAAGGUAUGGAUGAAACUCGUGAAGCACAGUCUCUGAAUCAACAAGAGAAAGCAACUGACAACUCUGUGAAUGAUUCAGAGCAAUACAUCAUUUUAACCGUUGGCGUAGUUAAAUCUAUAACAUCUCGACUAAAUAGCAUUGCAACUUAUGAAGGAAUUGAUAGUAAAGUCAGCACACUUGUUACUGCUGCCACAAAUUUCAAUAAUUUGUGUCGUAUGGAUCCUGCUUGGCACCCAUGGUUAUAAAUUUAUUUUCGAUGCAAUGUAAUAAUUCUAUCAAAAUAGUAUUAAUAUUUUAAUAGGUCAAGUAUAAGUAUAGGUCGAGUACUUAGACUCAUAUAGUUUAACUUGAUAAACUUUCAAUAUUGACUUUCAAUUGAAAAUGACGUAUUGCUCAAUUUUGACAUCAACUAAAUCUAUUCUUUCUAAUAUGUAGAAAAAUAUUUGAUUAUA